AUGUCUGCUAGUACCAGUUUCGAAACCCCCAGUACGGCAUUCAGUGACCUUCGUACUUCUAUAUCCAGCCACCGGCUCAGUCAGAUUGAAAAGUCUGCAGGAAAGAGCUCUGUUCUGGAAGGGAUUAGUGGAAUCCCGUUUCCUAGAGAAGAUAGACUUUGCACCAGGUUCCCGACAGAGAUCAUCCUUCGCCAUAAGGAAACUACUCAAACGAUUAUAACGGCCAGCAUUCGACCCCACACUUCUCGUCCUCAAGUUGAACAAAAGUUGCUUGCAUCUUACAGCAGGACUCUGGAAACGAUAUCGGAGCUACCUCCUGUCAUAGCAGAAGCAUCGAAACUCAUGGGGAUUCGUGGAUAUACUGAUGAUGAUAAUGAUAAUUAUCGACCCUCCUUUGCGCCGGAUGCUCUUCGAAUUGAGAUAACCGGCCCCAUCGGCUUGCAACUGAGCAUCGUGGAUCUACCAGGCCUAAUAUCGGUUGCUAGCGAGGGGCAGACUGAAGAAGACAUCUCAACUGUUCAUAACAUGGUCGCAACCUACCUGCAAAGUUCUCGAACCAUUAUACUCGCAGUUGUGCAAGCAACCAACGAUUUUGCCAACCAGGAAAUUAUCAGACUGGCACGCAAGUAUGAUCACGAUGGCCAGCGGACAGUGGGCAUCAUCACCAAGCCUGAUUUAAUCAACAAGGGCACUGAGGCUAAGGUUGCACGCAUCGCGAAGAACCAGGAUACUAUCAAGCUCAAGCUCGGAUACUUUCUCCUGAAGAAUCCAAGCCCAGCAGAACUUGAUGAAUGUACCACUAUGGCUGCAAGGUCCGCUCUUGAGCUAUGCUUCUUUACUGGCCCUGUAUGGGCCAGCCAGCAUCUGGACAUGGAUCGAGUUGGGGUAGAUAACCUACGCCGUUUCCUGCAAAGACUUCUUGACGCCCAUAUCGAGAGAGAGCUUCCGAAAGUUCGAGCCGAGAUAAAAAAGCGUUUUGCUGAAGCCGAGGCGGAGCUGAAAUCAAUGGGUAAGGCUCGGCCAACCGUUGGUGAUAUCCGCAUGUUCCUCACAAGCCUCAGCAUGACAUUUUAUGAGUUACUUCAGGCAGCCCUAGAGGGAAAUUACCACAGCAGCAGGCACAAUAUCUUCGUAGGGAAUGGAGAUACCAGGUUGCGGGCUCUUAUUCAAGAAGCUAAUACAAGCUUCGCGACUCAGAUGCAUGAAAGAGGAAAACGCCGGGUUGUGCGCGAUGAGGAUGAUAAUGAAGACGACGCCAAGGAUAACGACCAACACAGCGUCGAAAAUGACACUGAUAGCAUCAACAACCUCAUUGAUGAUGAUGAUGAUGAUGAUGAUGUUGAUGCUCCACUACUUUAUGUAAACAAUGAGCAAAUGAUGGAUUGGGUCCGACAGGUGCACUCAAGAACACGAGGGAAAGAGCUGCCGGGUAACUAUAACUCGACCCUCCUUGCAGAGCUAUUCCAUGAGCAGUCCCGCCGGUGGUUCAACAUUGCUCAAUCACAUGUCCGCCAUGUCCGAGGCAUUGCAUCACAGUGGAAAGACCAGGUUCUUCACGCCAUAAUUUCUGAGGAGAAGCUUCGUACAGAGGUUCGAAACAUUCUACAGGAAUGGCUUGACAACGCCGAGCGGCUUGCAAUGGAGGAGCUUGAUAAGCUUAUUCAAGAUGAACAGCGCGAUCCCCUGACAUACAACCACUAUUAUACAGACAAUAUCCAGAAGGCUAGGCUUGAUGCGCAGAGGAAAGAGGUUAGGAAUGCAGUUACUCGUGUGGCGAACGAGGAUUGGAAUGGAAAUCUUCACAUCAGUAACACCUCUUACGACCUUGACAGGUUUUUGCGAGGGCUCGGACAAAGGAUCACAAUUGAUAUGGACAAACAAGCGUGUGACGAAGCAUUAACCCAGCUUAAUGCCUACUAUAAAGUUGCCUUGAAGACGUUUAUUGACAACAUGGCUCGACAAGUCAUAGAACGCCAUCUGAUAUCACCUUUGCCCAAAGCUUUCUGUCCAACCUCUGUCGCUAAGCUUGAUGAUGAAGCACUUCUCCGUAUCGGAUCGGAGCCUGCCCAUGAGGCUGCACGGCGGACAAGACUUACGAGUAUGGCUCAUGGACUAAGGCAGAGCCUGCUCGAGCUCCAGAGGCCUGCCUCAUAA
Aspergillus nidulans FGSC A4 is the source of this 2154-nucleotide messenger RNA. RefSeq lists its product as uncharacterized. The record is from RefSeq and is a predicted model, not a curated record. NCBI's taxonomy places the organism in Eukaryota, Fungi, Ascomycota, Eurotiomycetes, Eurotiales, Aspergillaceae. Gene Ontology annotation, molecular function: GTPase activity; GTP binding. The transcript is spliced from 4 exons. Bases 1 to 2154 code for a protein of 717 amino acids.